UUAAUUGCAGAAGAAUGGUUUGUGCACUAAGAAUCUUCCAAGUUAAGCCUGACAGCUUACUAAUUUUCGUGUUUCUUUUGAUACUUGAAUCUAGUAUUGCUUGCUCUGCUUUGCCUUUAUUUGUACUUAGUUCUAACUCACGCACAACGGCGUUGUCUAUGAUUUCAGCUUUGCUUUCCUUACUUGAAUGUUGGUGUGAGCUAUAAUAUGUAAUUUCGUUCACGAAAUUGAAGCGGUAUUCAACGAUAGCGCUCAAUCCACUACUCUGCUGGUUAAACUCUAUCUCGAUGUUCGACAAUGUCUCCGAAAUCUUUGAUUUUCCUUCCAUUCGUUUUUCUAUUCUUCCUUCACCGGAGAUGAAAUGUCCUAAAAGCGAGUUGUUUAAAUAAAACCCACUUCUCAUUCUUUCAAUGGAUACAACGUGCAUCGAGUCGUAGUAAUCAAUUCCUAUCAAUAUUUCUGGUGCCAUAAUUUCUAUUUUCGCUUUAAUUUUUGGUGAUCGCAUCUCAUUCAGUAUUGAUGUAUUGUACUCGAUUAAUUUUAGCUCGUUCACCACUUUUUCUAUUUCUCGGGCUUUCAAAAUUUGAUCAAAAUUUCUUCCUUUUACGCCAAAUUCAACGAUUUGCGACUCAUAUGUACCUAAUUGUACUCCUCCUAAGC
Meloidogyne enterolobii is the source of this 660-nucleotide messenger RNA. Lineage: Eukaryota; Metazoa; Nematoda; Chromadorea; Rhabditida; Meloidogynidae. The record is from the annotation of a GenBank genome assembly.